Messenger RNA from Aureobasidium melanogenum CBS 110374, 945 nucleotides. Its product is annotated as polysaccharide deacetylase. Gene Ontology annotation, biological process: carbohydrate metabolic process. Bases 1 to 945 code for a protein of 314 amino acids. The record is from RefSeq and is a predicted model, not a curated record. The transcript is spliced from 4 exons. Gene Ontology annotation, molecular function: hydrolase activity, acting on carbon-nitrogen (but not peptide) bonds. NCBI's taxonomy places the organism in Eukaryota, Fungi, Ascomycota, Dothideomycetes, Dothideales, Saccotheciaceae.
AUGGGCAAGAAGAGAGUUUUGGUUAGCUAUGGCGUCGACAUUGAUGCUGUCGCAGGAUGGCUAGGCUCAUACGGCGGCGAAGACUCGACCAGCGACAUUAGUAGAGGAAUUUUUGCCGGCACAGUCGGCGUUCAACGCCUACUUAAACUGUUCGACAAGUACAAGAUCAAAGCAACAUGGUUCAUUCCCGGCCACACACUCGAGACAUUCCCCGAAGACUGCGCAGCAAUCAGAGACAAAGGUCAUGAAAUUGGACUGCAUGGAUACAGUCAUGAGAAUCCAGCGGAUAUGACGAUUGAUCAGCAACGCGAUGUGCUGGACAAGACGUACAAGAUGUUGACAGAGUUUUGCGGCAAGCCUCCCAAGGGUAGUGUGGCUCCGUGGUGGGAGACCAGCAAGGAAGGAGCCGAGUUGUUGCUUUCGUAUGGUAUUGAGUAUGAUCACUCUAUGAGUCACGAGGAUUGUCAGAUGUACUGGUUGCGCACAGGUGACUCAUGGACCAAGAUCGACUACAGCAAAAAAGCAGAAGAGUGGAUGAAGCCUUUAGUCAAGGGUGAAGAUACAGGCAUUGUCGAGAUUCCCGCCAACUGGUACAUUGACGACCUACCACCAAUGAUGUUCAUCAAGAAAGCAGCAAACAGCCAUGGCUGGGUCAGCGCAAGAGACGUCGAACAACUCUGGAUGGAUCACUUUGACUACUUCUACCGCGAGCACGAUGAGUUUGUGUUCCCCAUGACGAUUCAUCCUGAUGUCAGUGGAAGGCCACAUGUGCUGUUGAUGCACGAGAGGAUUAUUGAACAUAUCAACAAGCAUGAGGGUGUUGAGUGGGUCACAAUGGCUGAGAUGUCGGAUGAGUUCAAGAGCAAGAACUCGCCGCCACCGAGUGCACUGAUGCCCGCGACCAGAGAGGAGGUGGAGGAGAUGCUCAAGAAGCAGAAGAAGUGA